CGGAUUAGAGGCCAAUGGAAACUUUCCCAGAGUUCCUCCGAGCUCUCGGGGACCAACGGAGGGGCAGCAUUGGGGCGGAGGUUGCUACGGUUCAGUGAGGGCGUGGCCGUGCAUCGGGACGUGCGGGACCCCAUCCCAUCCCCAAGGGCGGCAUCUCCCUAGUAAAGAGUGUGGGCGGUGGCUCCCAGCGGGCUCCUUCACCAGUGUCUCGUGGGCGCGGAGCUGCCAUCCAGUAGGCCGGGAUCGGAGCUCUUCACUAGUGCGGGUACCUCACUGACCCCCUUCCCUGGAGGAAGUCAGAUCCCGGGCUGCCCCGAUACGACGCAGAGUGAGAGCAGGCCCCGACGGGCGCCAGGCGGCACGACGGGCGCGGGGCGGCCAGGCGGUGGGUUUGACAACAGCUAACCCACUAUCCAGUGGUUUGCCCCAAAAUGAAACCCACAUGGGCGGCAGCUUCCCUAAAUGCCGCGCUUCCAGGAACACUGCUUUGCCCACACCUGGAGCACAUGUUACCAGCGACCUGCGAAGCGAGUUUGCAGGUGCACUAAACCACCCAGCCUAGGGAAGCUCGGUCUCUCCCCGGCUCCACCCCUGAGUGGGGUCCAGAGUGAGAAACGGACACCCGGGUGGCGUACAGUACGCCCACCCCAGGGCAGGUCAGGGGACUCUUGACACCUCGUCUGGCCCCGGUGACCAUGGCGGCACCCGGGGACCCGAGGCGGCUCUUCAGGCUGGUGCAAGAAGGCCGGCUGUGCAUCCUGCGGGAGGAACUGCAGAGACUUGGGGGCGCUGGCUGCCCCGGACUGGCGGGCGACACCUUGCUGCACUGCGCCGCCCGCCACGGGCGUCGGGACAUUCUUGCCUGUCUGGCUGAGGACUGGGACUUGGACAUCGAGUCGGCCAACCGAGACUACAAGCGGCCUCUACACGAAGCUGCCUCCAUGGGCCACCGGGACUGCGUGCGGUACCUGCUGUGCGGGGGAGCCAUGGUCGACUGCCUGAAGAGGGGUGACUGGACCCCUUUGAUGAUGGCUUGCACAAGGAAGAAUCUUGGGGUGAUCCAGGACCUUGUGGAACAUGGUGCAAAUCCACUUCUGAAGAACAAAGAUGGCUGGAACAGCUUCCACAUUGCCUGCCGAGAAGGUGACCCUCAAAUCCUCCAGUAUUUGCUCACCGUUUGCCCAGAUUCCUGGAAGACAGAGAGCAAAAUUGGCAGAACUCCUCUGCACACGGCAGCAAUGCAUGGCUGUUUAGAAGCAGUAAAGGUGCUUCUUCAGAGGUGUCAGUAUGAACCAGACUGCAGAGACAAGUGUGGCCUCACACCCUUUAUGGAUGCAAUUCAGUGUGGAUACAUCAACAUAGCCAGGCUGCUCCUUGAAAAACAUAAGGCUUGCAUUUCUGCUGAGGAUUCCCUGGGGGCCCAGGCUAUACACAGGGCAGCAGUCACUGGGCAGAAUGAAGCCAUCCGAUUCUUGGUCUCUGAACUUGGCAUUGAUGUAGACGUGAGAGCAACAUCAACCCACCUCACAGCACUUCAUUAUGCAGCUAAGGAAGGACACGUGAGCACAGUUCAGAUGCUCGUAUCCUUGGGUGCUGACAUCAACUGUAAAGAUGAAAGAAAUCGAUCAGCCCUGCACCUGGCCUGCGCAGGUCAGCACGUGGCCUGUGUCGAGCUUCUUCUGCGGUCUGGGCUGAGGGACUCUGCAGACAUCACAGGCACCCUGGCUCAGCAGCUCACACGGAAUGCAGACAUCCUUCGGUGCUUCAGCCACAGUGUGACAGCAUGAAGCUGUUUCUAAACAAAGGCAAUAAACUCAUGGUAACUUCUAUCCUGCUGCUUAGUCUUUACCAGUUUCAGUGAAAUCUCUGCCCUCCCUCUCCUACACUCUCCACUGCAUCUGAAAUGUGCAGAAGAUGUGGACAUUGGCUGCCUAGCUGGGGACAGGCACACUUAGAAUCUCUCCUUACCUGCAUUUCAUCAUGGCCUUCAAGUAGAUUAGGUGUUUGUGAAGUCAGUGUCUGGGCUCCUUAGAGAAGCAUGUAAUGUGCAUGAAUAUAAUAUAGUAUACAUACUUUUAUAUAUGUAUGUUUGUGUAUGUGAAAUGUUUUAUAGUAAAUAUUAUAUGGUUAGGCAAUAAUAACAUUAAAAAUAUAACAGAUUACUAUUAGCUUGAACCAUAAAUAAUUGGCCUAUUUACUUUUUUUCAUAGUCAUUUUCUUGGUUGUUACAAUGGUUUUAGUUGUAGCCAGGAAAGAAGUGCUUAUAAUCUGUUUUAUUUACACAGACAUUUGCAAGGAAUUAAUGAAAACAUUUCUGUAUUCUAGGCACUGCUAGUUAAGCUAUGCUUUGAUCUUGAGGUUAUUAUUUUUUUUAUUAGACAAGUUCUAUAUUUAGUCCCUUAGGAUAAUAAAUACACCUAAAAAUGCAUCUAAGGUAUUUUCAGAACUUUUCUAUUACCUCAGUGAGGAAUGGAGUUUGUUGUUGAAGUCUGCAGGGCGCAUCUGUCCCAUGCCACCUGCUGCUGAAGCCUGUGACUGUGAAGGAAUGAACACUUGAUGUCGUACCUUCUAAAAAAUUUGUAGCAGUUUAAACAUAUUAAAAAUAGGAUGAGUCCUCAGGCA
Phyllostomus discolor (pale spear-nosed bat) is the source of this 2622-nucleotide messenger RNA. RefSeq names its product ankyrin repeat domain 16 (gene ANKRD16). The record is from RefSeq and is a predicted model, not a curated record. Gene Ontology annotation, molecular function: protein binding. NCBI's taxonomy places the organism in Eukaryota, Metazoa, Chordata, Mammalia, Chiroptera, Phyllostomidae. The transcript has 7 exons. Bases 696 to 1787 code for a protein of 363 amino acids.